AUGGCCGGAAUCACCGCACACUCCCAAUCCCAACAAUUUGAAGAAGACGAAUUCAACGAGAUAAAGAAGACCGGUGUAUCGUGUGAUCGUCUACGUCAAGCACUCAAAAAAUGCAUCAAAAACUCGCAUUGUGUGCAAGUUCAAGCUCGAUCUGCGAAGGAAUGCAUCGAUGCACGUGGCGACGGAAGUGUACCCGACAAAUGUUUCGCCGUUCUCCAAAAUUUCACCGACUGCAAGCGAUCACUGGUGGACAUGAGAUCGAGAUUCCGAGGAAGGAAGGGCGAUCUUUGA
This is a messenger RNA of Caenorhabditis elegans, 291 nucleotides long. RefSeq names its product Cytochrome c oxidase assembly factor 5 (gene coa-5). The transcript has a single exon. Gene Ontology annotation, cellular component: mitochondrial intermembrane space. NCBI's taxonomy places the organism in Eukaryota, Metazoa, Nematoda, Chromadorea, Rhabditida, Rhabditidae. The record is from RefSeq and is marked reviewed. The coding region runs from base 1 to 291 and encodes 96 amino acids.